Rodentolepis nana is the source of this 1014-nucleotide messenger RNA. The record is from the annotation of a GenBank genome assembly. NCBI's taxonomy places the organism in Eukaryota, Metazoa, Platyhelminthes, Cestoda, Cyclophyllidea, Hymenolepididae.
AUGUUCAAGUACUAUAGAAUUAAUUUCUUUUUAAUAAGUUUAAUAAUAUUGCUUUUUAUAUUAUUGUUAUGUAGUGGUGGUUUACUUAUUUUCAGGGACAGUAUAAUAGUAGUUUGUGAUUAUUUUAAGUUUGAUUCUAUUGCAUUUUAUUUAGUACUUUUAGUAGUAUUAUUAGGUGUAUAUAGUAAUUGUUGCUUUGUUGAUAAGUUGGGGUGCACUAGGGUACGAGCAUUUUUGUUGGUUAGGUUAAUAUUUAGUAUAUUAUGCUUUUUAUUUUAUGAGUUGUCAAUGCUUCCUUUAUUAUAUUUAAUAUUUAGUAGUUCUCCUUACUCUGAACGAUUCUUGGCUGGGUUGCCAUUAGUGUUGAUGUUGAUAUAUCUUAUAGUUUCAAUAUAUUUAAGUGGUUAUAUAAUGAAGUUAGGAUUAUUAGGGGUGUAUCGGUGUUCAUAUUUUAUAUUUGAUUCGAGCUUGAUUAAAUAUUUGUUUUUAUGUUUUUUAACUUCUGUCUGUUUCUUGAUUUUGGAUGGUAAGCGUUGGUUAGCGUUUUUAAGUUUGUCACAUAUUGUGGUGCCAUUUAUUGGUUUAUUUAUAAUUAUAAAUAAUUCAUUUUUAUAUUGUUUAGGGCAUGGCUUAAGGGCUGGUAUAGUUUUUGGUUUGUUAUGGUAUUUAUAUGACUCGUCUAAUAGACGUAAUUGGUUAUUAUUAAAGUCAUCUAUAAAAUCUAAGGAUAUAAUGCUGCUAGUUAUUGUCAGUAUAUUAACUUUAUGUUCAUUUCCUACAACUAUUCAAUUUUUUUGUGAAGUGGGAUUAAUAAAGUAUUCGGCUGAAAAUUAUGUUUACAUAUUUUUUUGGGGAUUAUACUUGUUCUUUGGUGGGUUAGUGCCAUUAGUUUUAUGUGGUCAUCUGCUUAUACGAAGGGAAUGGUUAGAAAUGUUUAGCUAUGAAAAGUUCACUAUGUUUAAUUUUAUAGUUUUAUUAUGUUUGUGGUGUUUUACAGGUUUAAUAAUUAUAUAA